AUGACUAGUGAGAGAACUAAAAAUCUAAGAGAGCUGGAAGCAGCGCUUGGGCUGCUCAAACUAAGUGGAUUCCAAAUGAAUAGAUACUGUACUGGAAAGCAGAUGAGAAAGACAAGGCUGCAGACAUGUGUUCUGAAUAGGAUAUUCGAGAUAUCGAGAUUCCCCUCCUCAAAGACAAUAGUUGAUCUUGCACUGCUCAUCAAUGUCCAUCCAAAGUCGAUUCAGAAGUGGUUUCAGAACACGAGACAAGCAAUAAGAAAGAAGGGGUCCACGAAGGGAGCCCUGUUGCUGGCGGAGUCUGAGGAACACAGUGCUGUGGAUAUACCACUUCCUAUUUUGGCAGACAUUGUCGAGAUUGAGAGACGGACUGUAUCGAAAUUUGGGUUGGAGCGAGUAUUCCUCCAGGACUCGAAUUAA
Molecule: messenger RNA, 417 nt
Organism: Encephalitozoon cuniculi GB-M1
Lineage: Eukaryota; Fungi; Microsporidia; Unikaryonidae
Exons: 1
Coding region: 1-417 (138 amino acids)
Biological process (GO): regulation of DNA-templated transcription
Molecular function (GO): DNA binding; DNA-binding transcription factor activity, RNA polymerase II-specific
Source: RefSeq, marked provisional